This is a messenger RNA of Naegleria fowleri, 672 nucleotides long. RefSeq lists its product as uncharacterized. Lineage: Eukaryota; Heterolobosea; Eutetramitea; Acrasida; Naegleriidae. The record is from RefSeq and is a predicted model, not a curated record. The transcript has a single exon. Bases 1 to 672 code for a protein of 223 amino acids.
AUGUUGGAAUCACAUGUAAUAAGGAUCCCGAAGAAAUCGCUUGAAGAUGAAGAUGUGGUCAUGAUGGGAACUCCCGAAAAAACAAGGGUGAAAGAAAGUAUAUUUUCCUCUCGAGAUACCCAACAAGAAAGAGCUUUCUCUCCUCCACAACAUGAAGAAGAGCAACACUUUUUGGACCGAUACAGAUAUUGCUUUGAUGAGGACAUUGAGGAAUGCCUCAUCCCUGAAAAAUCUAACGAGAACAACACUACCGUUGAACCGAAACAGUCUAACAGACUUUUAACCCCAAAAACCAUUGUUAAAAGCAAAUCAACCUCGACAUUAGACUCUAAAGCUCUCAAAUCCUUUCAAGAACCAACACCGGUGAAAAAUAGUUCCCUUGCAGCUGCUUCCAUUUAUACAUCCCCUCAUCCAAAGACUCCUAAAACCAAGAAGUUAACCACCUCUAAAUCCUCUCAGAGUCUAUUCCCCCUGCAAACAUCUCCUUCCACUCCAAAUACGAACACUACACCUUCAUCUUCCAAAGGAACAACCCAUGCACUACAACCCAUUUCAAAAAUUUCUCCAAAAGCAACAUCACCAUCAAGCAGUAAUUCUCAGCACUCUGCAAGAUCAUCAACCAUUCACAUCACAAAUCGCUUAAUUGAGAGAAGGUCUUCCAAUACCAAAUGA